This is a messenger RNA of Cladophialophora immunda, 1257 nucleotides long. RefSeq lists its product as uncharacterized. Bases 149 to 514 code for a protein of 121 amino acids. The transcript is spliced from 2 exons. Lineage: Eukaryota; Fungi; Ascomycota; Eurotiomycetes; Chaetothyriales; Herpotrichiellaceae. The record is from RefSeq and is a predicted model, not a curated record.
CUCGCAUCCCGCAACCUCUGGCGUCGGUGCUCUAACUUCUCCCAUCCAACUCCCAGGCCGUUCCCGAAACACCCUACUUCGUCUUCUAGAACGCCGCACUUCGAUCGCGGACCUUAAUUCCCUUAUCCGUAGCCCCGCGGCCUUCGACAUGGGGAAUCUGUGUUCCAAAUCAGCCAACCAACCUGACAAUUUUGCCACCCCUGGUCGUACGGUUGGGUCGAGUACGCAGCCUAGACAGACCUCGGCGCCCGUCCCGCAGAAGAUCACAAGCAGCACCCCUGGUCGAGCUUUGGGUGGGGGCGAUGGAGGCCCAGGCGUUGAAGAUGCCAAAAGUGCUGCUGCCAGAGCAGCCGAGGAGCGCGCCGCAAGAGCCAGCAAACCUGGGGGGAAACUCUCCAGCCAAUUGUCGGCGCAGAAAAAGCAGACUCAGAAUCAACUGCUGAACUCGGGUUCCGAGGCUGAGCGGAGGGCGCGAGACGCCGACCAGGGUGCAGAAGCUCGAAACUGGAACUAAACCGGAGUCCUUGGGUCCAUCCACGCAAGUCACCGCGGUUGUUCGGGGUCGCGAAGUUCCAGAAGAACCAAAAUGUUUCUGCCUGCCUCGAUUCCAAGAGUUUGACCAAUCUUCUAGAGAGAGCUUGGACCAUUCAGUGACACCUCGAAACCUUGAAUGGCUCAAGAGGCCCGCUCUCCCAGCUUCGACCACGCAACGCUCGCUACGGACCCACGCCUUGUUUUCCAAAGUACAUACGGGCUGGGGAUGUUUUGAUUCGUGUUGAUAACUUCGCGUCAUAGAGAUUUCCCGGGUGGCGCCAGCAGAACUGCACCCCAGGGUUGUUGCUGGCUUCUACAGGGUUUUGCAAAGCGGCGAGGAUCUCUCCUUCCUGAACUGAAUGAUUUUGGCGCUGUGUUCUCUCUUGCAUGCUCUGACGUUGGUGGUUCUACAGGACAUAUUGGAGUUCAAACUGCAUUUUGUUGAAUACAGUGAUCUUUUGUCUUCUUUUACGACCACUGUCUGCUCGACUAGGAUCAAUGAUGCCAAAGGGUAAGUGAUCCGUCAGUGACCACCAGUGCACGUUCAUGAAAUGGCUAUCAUGAAAUGGCUACUAUGUAUCUCCGACUUUAGGAUGGAACAUCAACCAAUUUCCCUUCUCGCCAUACCCCGGUCACCAAGUGAGGUCGAGUCUGUUUGCCGUCCUUUGGCAGAUAUCCCAGGAAGCGCCAGAAAGUGUUGGUCUUAUAUCCAGCUUCUUUCCA